This is a messenger RNA of Torulaspora globosa, 2526 nucleotides long. RefSeq lists its product as uncharacterized. Gene Ontology annotation, cellular component: cytoplasm. The record is from RefSeq and is a predicted model, not a curated record. NCBI's taxonomy places the organism in Eukaryota, Fungi, Ascomycota, Saccharomycetes, Saccharomycetales, Saccharomycetaceae. Gene Ontology annotation, biological process: intracellular signal transduction; regulation of MAPK cascade; protein phosphorylation. The transcript has a single exon. Gene Ontology annotation, molecular function: protein serine/threonine kinase activity; ATP binding. Bases 1 to 2526 code for a protein of 841 amino acids.
AUGUCGCUCUCUGCAGCAGCAAAUAAUAUUUCCGAUAAUGAAUUUCAGAACAUAGGACCAGCUCCCAGACCACCGGGACUAGGAAAAAGUUCAUCUGGGUUCAACCAGACGCAACCUCUUACGAAGCUUGCCAGUCAGAUUGAUAUUCAGCGUAGCAUGGGUGCAGGGUCAGGUUCUCAAUCGUCGAUGCAUUUGAAGAAACGAACCGGAUGGGUUUCCUAUAAGGAUGACGGUCUGCUGUCGUUCCUAUGGCAGAAGCGAUACAUGGUGCUGAACGAUUCUUAUUUGGCGCUUUACAAGAAUGACAAGGUUGCGGAUGAUCCCGUUUUGCAGAUCCCGUUGACGAGUAUCGUAAGUGUCAGCAGAAAUCAGCUGAAACAGAAUUGCUUUGAGAUCGUUCGGUCGAACGAGCGGCUGUCAAGCUCAUCGAACUCGUCGGCGUCCACAGGUUCCAGCGGUUCUGGAAACACUGGAGACUCUGGCUCGAGAAAAUCGAUAUUCAUAUCUCCCAAGACGGAGCAGGAACUGCAUAGUUGGUUAGAUGCAAUCUUUGCCAAAUGCCCACUACUAAGCGGUGUUUCGUCACCUACGAAUUUUACUCAUAAGGUGCAUGUCGGGUUUGACCCCGAGACUGGCAGUUUUGUCGGAAUGCCUUCUAACUGGGAGAAGCUUCUGAAGCAUUCGAGGAUUACAGGCGAAGAUUGGAACAAUGAUUCCGCCGCAGUGAUCCAAGUAUUGCGGUUUUACCAGGAGUACAACGGAAUCUCGGGAAACGCCAGUAACCCCAGCAUCAAUAAUGCAAGUCAGCAUCCGCCGCUUAAUGCAGCUAAAAGUGGUAGCUCGUUGAAGUCGAGCAGUAAUAACAUCUAUAAGAAUUUGAAUGCGAGCAACAGCUCUGUCGGUCCAACUGGUUUGUUAGCGCAGAGACACGCUCCAUCACCUCCUAAUACCAAAGUUUCCAGAGUGCCUGAAAAAGCUACUCUACCGCUUCUAAAAACAAACACACCAUCGCCGCAACAUUUUACACCUUAUCAGCAGCAAACACAGCAUCCGAGACAUACACAACAAGCAGGAAGUGGUCAUUCACCUAAUAGCCCCUAUGGGCAGCGUAACUUACCUCACGCCAAUUUUCAGCAACAAAGCCAUCAGCAGCAGCAGCAUGGUCAACAAACAAGUUAUCAAUCCACUGGAUACCGGCCACAUCACAAUAAUGUCAAUCCAUAUGCAAAACAGCCUACCACCUAUGCAUCAAAAUCAUCAGAACAAAAUACGCGAGACAUAAGUCCUCAACAAGGAACUGCCAUACCACCGAGGUUGCAUCCUCAGCGAGCAGCACCUCAACCUCCGUCUGCGGUACGAACUGCCCAGAAAAAUGUGCAAACUAGUAAUUUGGGCUCAAGUUCCACACAAGCGCAUUAUGAAAGAUCAGAAGACCAGCGACCUUCUCCAACUACCCAUAGAGCAGAGCAGCAGCCUUUGCAACCCUUGAGACAGGCUCCAAAGAAGCCACUAACGGAGCAGAAAAGUCAUGCUGGUGUUACUAAACAGCGAAAGCCAACCAAGCCAUCCAUGUCUAAUGCCGAGAUAAUGGCUAAGUUGAAUACGGUGGCGUUGAAUCUUGACCCUUCGCCUUAUUUUAACAUGAUCGAAAAGGCUGGUCAAGGUGCUAGCGGUUCAGUCUACCUGGCGCAAAGAAUAAUGCUCCCUCCCAAGCUUACUGAAGAGGAGCUAGAUAAUAAUCAAGAGCGUUCGCAAGCAGGAGAUAAGGUGGCCAUCAAACAAAUGAUCCUGUCCAAGCAGCCGCGAAAAGAAUUGAUUGUCAAUGAAAUAUUAGUCAUGAAGGACUCUCGGCACAAGAACAUAGUAAAUUUCCUUGAAGCUUAUCUUAAGACUGAAGAUGAUUUAUGGGUUGUAAUGGAAUUCAUGGAAGGCGGUUCCUUGACAGACAUUAUAGAAAACAGUCCGUCAAAUGGAAGCAUGAACUCUCCGUUAACUGAACCUCAGAUCGCUUAUAUCGUCCGCGAAACAUGCCACGGUUUACGAUUUUUGCAUGACAAGAACAUCAUCCAUCGAGACAUAAAGUCCGAUAACGUUCUACUAGAUACAAGAGCUCGUGUUAAGAUUACUGAUUUUGGGUUUUGUGCCAAACUAACGGACAAAAGAAGUAAAAGGGCAACCAUGGUUGGCACACCUUACUGGAUGGCUCCAGAAGUUGUCAAGCAACGUGAAUAUGAUGAAAAAGUUGAUGUAUGGUCGCUAGGCAUAAUGGGUAUCGAAAUGCUUGAAGGUGAACCUCCAUAUUUGAAUGAAGACCCUUUGAAAGCUUUGUACCUGAUAGCGACCAAUGGAACUCCGAAAUUGAAGCACCCUGAAACCUUGUCCCUUGAGAUCAAGAGAUUUUUAAGUGUUUGCCUCUGUGUUGAUGUCAGAUACAGAGCAUCAACAGAGGAGCUUUUACAUCAUACCUUUUUUAAUAUGGCUUGCGGACCUGAAGAUUUGACACCAUUGUUGUCCUGGAAGAAAUAG